GAUGUUGGCGCUUAUUUGCUUGAGCCCCUGUGUUCUUGCUUGGGUCGUUUUUCUUCUGAAUUUUGGGCAUCAUUAUUUGCUUUUCUUGCUUUGCCGGAAAAUCUUAUUUGCCUUAUGAAUUCUAUCUUCCUUUUCGCAGUAAUCUCGCGCACAAAAAUGUGGCUCCUUGCUGAUUUGAAGCAGCUAUUCUCACUCGCUGAAAAGUAUGGUUGCUCUGAGUGGAUCCUGUUUGAUGCGUCCAUUAGUAAGGUGAUCGAUCAUCUGGAGUUCUUCAAUUUCUGCACAGGCGGACAAUGUACUCAAAGAGAACUCCCUUCGCAGGCUAUUUUGAUUUCU
This is a messenger RNA of Striga asiatica, 336 nucleotides long. The record is from the annotation of a GenBank genome assembly. Lineage: Eukaryota; Viridiplantae; Streptophyta; Magnoliopsida; Lamiales; Orobanchaceae.